AUGAUGACGUGCCGUCUGCUGUGCGUCCUGUUGGUGCUUGCGCUGUGCUGCUGCCCGUCCGUGUGCGCGGGAGACACUCAGGAGGUCACUGAAGACCAAGCUGAUAUAAAAGACCUCAAUUUGUCGUCUCUUUCACCUGAAUCCAAGGCAGCUGCACCUAAUGGAAGCGUCACCGGUCCAGCGGCCCCUGCACCAGGAGGAACACCAGGGAACAUUCAGGCUGCUGAAAAUUCAACCACUGAGCCGGCUGCGGAAACAAUUAAGCCAGAGGCGCCAGUUUUGGCUGAUCUGGAAACAAAAGUAAAUACCGUGCCAAAUACAUCACUGACAGAGGUUACGAACGGUAAUAAAGGGUCAGAAAUUGACACGAUACAAACCGCCGAUCAAACAGAUAAUAAUGUCAAAGUUGUUACUGAGACAACCGAGUCGAUCACUACAACAGUCUCACCGGAGAACACUAAGAGUCCUGAAGGUAAUGGAAAAGGCGCUAAUUCAUUGCCCUCUGCAUCAGAAGAUAAGCAGGGUACCGGUAAUUCAGGGUCGUCAAGUUUGAGGUCCUCUGCGGGCUCGGGAAGAAGUGCCGUACAGAGGGAUUCUACCGUUACGGAACCGCAGUCAAAUAACGCGCUCAAUACGACGCAGACAGAAAAUAAUAAUGGUACUACAGGACCACGAAGUGGCACAAGUUCUUCCGCUGACCAAACAGGUAAGAACGCGGAAGAUGCCGCAAAGACCACUACGACCACCACUACAACACAUGCACAAAGUACUACGACUACAGAGGCGCCAGCUGUGUCGACCACCCGUGCGCCGUCACGUCUUCGCGAAAUCGACGGCAGCCUCAGCAGCUCUGCGUGGGUGUGUGCUCCGCUGCUGCUCGCCGCAUCCGCGCUGGCGUACACCACUCUGGGCUGA
Messenger RNA from Trypanosoma cruzi, 915 nucleotides. RefSeq names its product mucin TcMUCII, putative. Bases 1 to 915 code for a protein of 304 amino acids. NCBI's taxonomy places the organism in Eukaryota, Euglenozoa, Kinetoplastea, Trypanosomatida, Trypanosomatidae. The record is from RefSeq and is a predicted model, not a curated record. The transcript has a single exon.